Clupea harengus (Atlantic herring) is the source of this 3996-nucleotide messenger RNA. It is a transcript of the gene rx2, whose product is annotated as retinal homeobox gene 2. Gene Ontology annotation, biological process: positive regulation of transcription by RNA polymerase II. NCBI's taxonomy places the organism in Eukaryota, Metazoa, Chordata, Actinopteri, Clupeiformes, Clupeidae. The record is from RefSeq and is a predicted model, not a curated record. Gene Ontology annotation, molecular function: RNA polymerase II cis-regulatory region sequence-specific DNA binding; DNA-binding transcription factor activity, RNA polymerase II-specific.
CUUGACCACAACCCAACUGCCAUUCAUCCUUAAAGGGGCAGGAUCCCUAAUGAACAAAUCUCCUAAACCCUUACGAAGCGUGUCCAUUCUGGCCAUCGUGCUCCCCCGAUGGCACACUGUCACCAAGACCUCCUUACAACUGACUCUGUGGAUGCCUGAGGCUAUAAUCAAUAUUCGUUUAAUUUGUUCUUUCAGAAUUACUUUUUGAAUUUAAUGACCUUUUUGUGGUCUUUUUGAAAGAAUUUCAGAAUCAGAUUACAUUUUAUCUUUGUAUUUUUUCUUUAACUUUUUAUCAUUCAUUGGAGGCAGCACUGAAGCCAUAACAUCUGAAGGAGAAACAGGUUGUCAGGGCAAAGUUUGGUAGUUUUCCAUUUAUUUUUUGCCACUUCUGGCCAAAACCCAUCCGGGCCAUAGGGGGACACAUGUGAAGACGCCCAACUCUCUCAGCUGCCUUCCUCUGCUUGAGGUCCCGCCGCCGGCACAGCCGAGGAGGGGCCCCUGGAAGCAAAGCGUUUGGAUGCAUCUCUCACUGGACGCCACAACGAUCAUGGUGGAUGAUGGUUGCCUCACGUCAGACAACUACCACGACUUUGUGAAGGUUGGCGGCUCUAACGUAGGAGGUCGAGUGCACAGUAUUGACGUUAUCCUGGGGUUCAGUAAAGAUCAGGACCCCUUGCUCAACCCAGUCGGUGCCAACAGCGCCCGGAAAAUGGACCCAGAAGACAUGCUGCAGGGCAAGCAGGUCCCCCCUGACUCGUACGGACACCUGCCUGGACUAACGGAGGGCCAGCAGCACGCAUCUUAUCAGGACUCAGGACUCUUCUCCAGUAAUGGCAGUAACAGUAAGUGCGAUGCGGAGCUGGGCGACCUCCAGAAAGGCGUGGACACCGACAGCAGGUCCCCAGAGCCCCACGAGGAGGACACGCCCAAAAAGAAGCACCGCCGCAACCGUACCACCUUCACCACCUACCAGCUCCACGAGCUUGAGCGUGCCUUUGAGAAGUCCCACUACCCAGACGUGUACAGCCGUGAAGAGCUCGCCAUGAAGGUCAACCUGCCUGAAGUCCGAGUUCAGGUUUGGUUCCAGAACCGCCGUGCGAAAUGGAGACGCCAGGAGAAGAUGGACACCAGCACCAUGAAGCUGCACGACUCACCCAUGCUCUCCUUCAACCGGCCGCCCAUGCCCACCAACAUGGGGCCCAUGACCAACUCCCUGCCCCUGGACCCGUGGCUCACCUCCCCCCUGGCCAGCGCCACCCCCAUGCACAGCAUCUCAGGCUUCAUGGGCCCCACGCAGAGCCUGCAGCCUGGGUACCCCUCGCAUCCCGGCUACCUCAACACCUCCCCGGGCAUGGUGCAGAGCAUGCAGACCAUGCAGAGCAUGCAGACCAUGCAGACCAUGCAGACCAUGCAGCCUCCACCCUACCAGUGUCCUCCCUCGUUCAAUGACAAGUAUCCACUGGAGGACGUGAACCAGCGCAGUUCUAGUAUUGCUGCACUCAGGAUGAAGGCCAAGGAGCACAUCCAGUCUAUGGACAAAACUUGGAUGCCCAUGUGACUGGAAGAGUGUGGACAGGGAGACAGUAAUGCAUAAGAGUGCAGCUUCUGUGUAGCUGUUCAAUUUGUGUUUUUUUUUGGUGAUUUGUUUGUUUGUUUAUUUUUUAUGUAAGUGUAUGUACAUUGUGGUAGCCCAUGGAAAUCUGUUUUCGUAUUAUUUUGUCAGCACUGAAUUGUUCUCUGGCGUUCUGGGAUAGUGGAGCUGCUGUGGCCAGUACAGUGUUUUUUUUCCUUCUUCUUUUUUUCUAUUUACAUCUGAAGACUUUUAUCUUUGGUGACUGUAAGGACUUUUCCGAGACUUUUGUGAAGUUUCUCAGUUUGAUGACCAAAGCAAACCUCACAAGAUGAGGUGUUUGUAGAACUGCUUGUGCAGAUGAAUGCCUGCAAGGCCAUUGUGUGACAGUCUUAUAAGCUGCUAGGUUUUGAUUGGUGACUGCAACAUGAGGCAUUAUGACAUCAAUGUUUCAUGGAACAGUGGGUUCUUUUUCUUCUUCCCAAACUUGAACGGCAUCAAUGACAACACCACUGUCAAACCUGGAUGGUUCCCAACCUUGAACUACAUCAAUGACAACACCACUGUCAAACCUGGAUGGUUCCCAACCUUGAACUUCAUCAAUGACAACACCACUGUCAAACCUGGAUGGUUCCCAACCUUGAACUACAUCAAUGACAACACCACUGUCAAACCUGGAUGGUUCUCAACCUUGCCCACUCUAACCUAAUGUCUGCUUGUAUGUCUUCCUUAAGGACAGGUCGCAAUAACGUUCUCACUUACACAUGUAACAAAUAGAAAAGGAUUCAACACACCUCUGUUUAGGUGCAGAAUCAGUUCCUAUGCAAGCAGGUAGAGGUUACUCUUAACACUCCUAACCUGCACACUACAGAUGAAGAGCAGAGGCUUCAACUGAUUUUUUAACAGAAUUUUGUUUAGGUGCUGAACUAAGCCCUAUGCCGACAUGAUGGAGGUCAUUCUGAACUCAAUCCAAGGCCCUUUUGAUUGCCCUUUGAAAGCAAUCAUUGAGCUCACUCCGACUCAGUGCUUGAGCCGUUUAGAAAUCAUCUUAGUUCUCCCUUUCAAGAAAAGGAUCUUCUAGGAAUCAGGUGUUGCAGUCUGUCGGUGGUUAAUCAAUUAGUGGAGACAUGGAGCUCUAAGUAUCCAUCUAACUGCUUUUAGUUUGUAAUCUUCAUCCAUACUUAACGGACAGCUGGCCAACUGAGUCAGCACACAGGUGCUUGCACACACAGGUCAGGGUAGGACAGGAUAGCAUCAAACCUACAAAAAGGUAAACUUUUCACAAUAUUUGAAGUAAUAUAUAAUUUGGUGAGAGGUUUACUGAGCUCCUUCCUGUAUGCAGGGAAAAUGGUCCUUUUGGAAACUAAAAGUGCAGAACAAAUACUGUAUAUAUAUAUAUAUAUAUAUAUAUAUAUAUAUAUACAGUAUACAACAUGAUUCCAUUAUUCGGUACUCUGAUAUGAUCUGUCUGAGGCAGCACGGAUCAUAUGAUCAGAUCCAGGUUGAUGUUUUGAAACACAAGUGCAUCUUACCAUAGUACUCUUUCUUGUGAUUAUGAACACAUUGAAAAGGGCACUUUGUUGAUCAUUCAUAAAAGUAGCGCAGUAGGAGUCCAGGAGCAAUCAUUGUGUCAUAAAGGAAAACAAACUGUGAUAUUUGUUAUUACUGAAUGUAAGAUUUUUACUGAAUUUCUAUUAAUGGAAAACAAACAUUUGCUACAUGUUUUUGAGAACUCAUACAUAUCAUAGAUGGUAAACAUGCUGUAUUUAGCUGAAAUACUGUGGUCUAAGGAAAUAAUCACAUUCUGACUGUCACAGGUGUGUUGUGACGGUCACAAUAUUUUAGAAUGUUGGUGUAGUUUUAACAUUUUACCUCACUCUCAAUAUGAGAGUCAGGGUAGCUCUCAGUCUAAGUACUGAUAUGCAAGUCACACAUGGGGCUACACUUCCCUGGUAAAGUGAAAAAAUAGUCAGUCGUAAAUAGUUUUUAAGUGUCUUUCUUUUUAAAUAAUGGAUGUGAGCGUGAGUAUAGUUUUUUUCUUUUUCAUUCAGCAUGUAACGGGUUAAAGGUCUGAAUGGGUUUUGUCUAAACAUGCUGUUUUGGAACACUUUGCAGAAGUUUAAUGUUAUGUUAGUAAUGAACCAUGAAAAGCCAAAGAAUAUAGUUUUCUUUUUUAUAUAUAUAUAUAUAAAUAAUUAUGGAAAAUAUUGAGAAGAUUUAGCAAUGCACUCUGAGAAUGUUGUAUGGUCAAGAACAGGAUAAAAACUAACAACAUUGUGGCAUGUCUAUGCAGUCUUUUGAGUACUUACCCCUUUCACUUAAAUGUGUUUUUGUUGAAUGUGUUAUCUGUAGAAUAUGAACAAUGUACAUGUGAAUAUUUUGCACUAACAAUUGCAAGACAAUAAAAAAGUCAAAUUAUUUAUACA